This is a messenger RNA of Erpetoichthys calabaricus (reedfish), 4792 nucleotides long. Its product is annotated as gastrula zinc finger protein XlCGF57.1-like. Bases 376 to 1806 code for a protein of 476 amino acids. Gene Ontology annotation, biological process: regulation of transcription by RNA polymerase II. The transcript is spliced from 3 exons. Gene Ontology annotation, molecular function: DNA-binding transcription factor activity, RNA polymerase II-specific; RNA polymerase II cis-regulatory region sequence-specific DNA binding. Lineage: Eukaryota; Metazoa; Chordata; Cladistia; Polypteriformes; Polypteridae. The record is from RefSeq and is a predicted model, not a curated record.
CUGUUACGUGAUUGUGUGACACAUAUGAUCGGUCAGUUCCGCUUUAGUGUGAGUGCAGGUUUAAAUGGGAGCUUGCCUGGAUUUGAGAAACGAGCGCUAAAAUAUUUGAUAGCGGUACCAGAAGAGGAAGAAGACGGCUGAAAAGAAAACAAUGAAAAGUAUCAGACCAGCAAAUAAUUCGAACUUUAUGAGAGACGCACGGAAGCGUUCAUUCUGGUAAAGGACAAGAAGGGGUGGACGUCCUGAAAAGAGCGGCGGACAGGAGCAGCAGUCCCGGGAAAUCACAACACUCGUCUUUCCAGGGAAAAGUCCAGUGUGAGAAUAUGUGAUGGGCAGCAUUUGUUGGCAGGGAAAGUGACUGCCAAUGCAACUGCCAUGGAAUUUCAUGAAAUUGACGUCAUCUGCGUCAAGGAAGAAGAUUAUGAUUGGGAGUCUACCCAGCUUACCCAGGAGGGUGUCUUCAUAAAGAAAGAAGGUUGUCAGUUGGAGAUUACUGACAUUAAAGAAGAGGACUGUGAGUGUAAUAAUAAAACUGUUAAACAAUUCAAAGAAGAUGUGUCUCCUGAGAAUGACCCCAAGUUAAGGGUGGCCACAGCUGUCCAAAAAGAGAAAACUGCUCUGGAGUCUACUCAAAGGACAUCAUGCUCAACGAUCCAUGUAAAGACAGAGCCACCAGAGUUUGAGGAAGCCAUUUCAGGGGAAAUUUAUUACUGGAGAGUAGAGCAAGAACAGCCAUUUCCAACAGCACAUUCGGAAAAAUAUUUACAACAGAAUGGAGAUUGCUGCUUAUCAUCAUUUGGUGCAGACUCUGUUCAGGACAAAAGUCAACAAAAUGAUCUUGAUGAAAAUACAAGUAAGCCAAACACUGAGACACAGAGUAUGAAACCGGAAAUCGUCAAGCUGAUAAUUACUGAUGGCAUCAAGAAUCUACAACAGAAACCUGGUAAAAAAGUAGCUGGUUUGUAUGUCUGCAAAGAGUGUGGGGAAACUUUUAAAUGUAAAUCUCAUUUUAAGGAUCAUCCCAAAGUUCACACUGUGCAAAAGUUUUAUUGCUGUACUCACUGUGGUAAACAAUUCUCUCAGCCAGGUAGUCUGCAGAGACAUACCAGAAUACACACUGGAGAGAAGCCACACUGCUGUCCUGAAUGUGGCAAACGGUUCACACAAAUUGGUCAUCUUCAGCGACACAUAAGAAUUCACACAGGAGAGAAGCCACACGGUUGUUCUGAAUGCGGCAAGAGGUUCACACAAAUCAGCAACCUUAAAGCACACAUAAGAGUCCACACAGGAGAGAAGCCACAUUGCUGUUCUGAAUGUGGCAUGAGAUUCUCACUCACGCGCAAUCUGCAGAGGCACAUGAUAAUUCACACGGGAGAGAAACCCUAUGGCUGUGCUGAAUGUGGCAAACGAUUCUCACAGAGGAAGAAUCUUCAGAGACAUACACGAAUUCACACAGGAGAAAAGCCGCAUUCCUGUGCUGAAUGUGGGAAGCGAUUCUCACACAUAGGCAAUCUUCAUGUUCAUAACAGAAUUCACACUGGUGAGAAGCCCCACUCCUGUUCUGAAUGUGGAAAACAAUUCUCUUGUAUAAGCAAUUUUCAGAAACACAUUCGAAUUCACACUGGAGAGAAACCCUACUGCUGUCCUGAAUGUGGCAAGAGAUUCACAGAGAAAAGACAACUUCAGAAACACCAUACGCUUCACACUGGACAGAAGCCCUAUUCCUGUACUGACUGUGAUAAGCAAUACACAGAAAAACGGCAACUUCAGAAACACCAGUUGACUCAUACUGGAGAAAAGACGUAGUUGUCAAAGAAAAACAGUAAUAAAGCAUGAAUCAUUGAAGUUUCGGUCUUGUGAUUAGUUGGUACUCAAAUAAUAAAUAUCAAACAAAUAAAUAUCAUGAAGUGCAAUCUGAAAUGUGCCAGAUGAGAAAUAAAACUACAGAGAUUGUGGCACUGGUGCUGGGAUCAAUAGGCUUUAUCAAAAUAAUAUUUUUCCAGGCCCAUCUUGGAUGCCUUACCAAUCACCAUUUCUCCAUAUGAAUUACAGAAGGAAGCACUAUUAGGAACAGUGCAAGUAGCAGCAUAAAAAUCACUCCAGGAAAACAAGCACACUUCAGGACUCUUUAAGAGUGAGGUUCAUUCCUGUCUUGAAAAGUAAGCAAACUAAACCAUUGUUGAGAAAUUAAUCCUGAGAAAAGUUGUAACACUGAAUUUGUUAAGAGAGACUUUCAAAAGGAUAGUCUUCUGCUACUAAAGAAAUGACAAUUGCAAUCCCGUGGUAUUGUGAUCAGUGUUACAUUUUAUUGGAUACACUCAGGCUUAUCAAAACAUUUUCAGUAGGUACAGUUGUGGCGAGUAUUUUGCAUCCAGUAAUCUCACAUACAUGUGUGUCAGGAAGAUAUUGGACUUUCAAUAAUUUCUACAACUGUUCUUUUUCUGUGGCAGAAUUAUUGUACAAAACAAAUCUUUUUUUUUUUUUUUUUAGAAAUUUAGUGCACAAGUUUUACUUUUGUGUGAGUUUUCUGAAUCCAUUACAAGGUCAAAAUUGUACAUACAGGAUCAAAACUAUCCAUACAAUACACUUAGUAUUUGGUUGAAUGAACCUUAGCAUAUUUCAACUUAGUGAGACGCUGCUGGAAGUCCUCAACAAGCUUCUGCCAGAAUUCUUGUUGGAUAUCUGACCAUUCUUCUUGGCAGAAUUGGUAGAGAGCAGCCAGAUUUGUUGGUUUCCUUGCACGGACCUGCCUUUUUAAGUGCAGUCCACAUAUUUUUAAUAGUGCUGAACUUUGGGAAAGCCAUUCCAAAUGCUUAAUUUUAGCAUGGUUUAUCCUUUCUAAAUCAAGCUUUGAUGUAUGAUUAGGGUCAUUGUCCUGUUGGAACACCAAAGUGUCUCCAGGUUUCAGCCUUCUAGCUGAUGGUUGGAAGUUAUGCAGAAGAAUUCUGAGGUGAUCCCCCUUCUUCAUUAUUCUGUCCACAUUGUGCAAUGCACCAGUUCUACUGGCAGCAAAACAGUCCCAGAUUAUGAUGCUACCACUGCCAUGCUUAACAGUUAGCACAGUGUUUGAAGGGGUUGAAUGUCUUACCUGCUCUUCUCCAAACAUACUUUUGGUCAGUGUGGCUGAAUAAUUCAAUCUUCAUUCCUCCAGAAGGCUUUUUCUUUGUCCAUGUCAUCAGCCAUAAACUUUAGUCGAGCUUGAAAGUGUUAAUUUUGGAGCAGGGGUAGCACCCUCUCAGCUCAUGGCAGUGUACGGUGACUUUGGUAUUCCAGCAGUUUCCAGUUCAUGGCUGACUUGUUUCUUGGUGGUUCUUGGAUUGCUUCUGACCACAUGGCCCAAUUUCCUUUUCAGCUGAGGGUAACAGUUUGGGUCUUCUUCCAGACCUUGACAAAGUGACUACAGCUCAGAAUAACUUGUUAUUAACAAUUGUUUGAACUGAUGAUCUUGGGAUCUGAAUGUAUUUAGAAAUUUUUCCAAGAGACAUUUCUGACUUGUGUAAAUCUCCAACGCUCUUUUUCAUGCUUGCACGGAGUUCUUUGGACUUUGCCGGUGUACUGUGCAAUGAGUGCUGUCAAACAAGCAAGACAGAGAAGCUACCAGCUAGAAUCCACUGCUGCAUGAUCACUAACAGGCAGUUAUGAGGCACCAAGUUCAAACACAUUUGGGAACGUUCAGCACCACCUCAUUCAUAAUCUAAGAAGGUGUCUGAAUAUUUUUAACCAUGUGAUGGUUUCUGAAAAUCCACAAUAAAUUAUUUUUUUUGUUUGUUUUAAAGGUUGUACAAUCAUGCAAAAGUUGUAGAAAUCAGUGAAAGCCCAAUACCACCUUGACAUACAUGUUCGUUAGAUGAAUGAUAGAAACUUUUAACCACAACUAAUAACACAAAUUGCAGAUGGAAGCCAUUCUGGAUAUAUUGGCCACUUGCUGUUGCGCCGGGGCACCUUAUAGUUGUUCUCUCAUUUCUGGUUUGCUGGGACACAGCGGCACUUCAUGCUUAUAAUUAUAACCUUGUGAUCUCGUAGUGGUGCAAAAUGUAAGAAAUGUAUUCAACUAUUUAUUGUAGUAAAUUUCUGUGAAAUUGAGAUGAUUUUGAAACUAAGCAUUAGUAAUCAGUUUAUUGAAGCUGAUUGAUAAACUAAACAUCAGUUCUUCCUGUUGAAUGUCUUCGUCCAAUUCUGGAGUAUUGGUACACUGCAGAGAGUACGUAGAUAAUGCUUUUCUAAUCUCACUAAUAGUAAUUCCUCGAACAUAAAGUGUUUUAAAACUAGAUUCCUUUGGCAGUCUUUCAUAAUUGUUUAUUAGCCCCAAGCUGUUUAUUUUUCUUUUAGCCUUUUUAAUUCUUAGGAGAGAUUUGCACCCUGCAAUUUCAAAAUCCUUUAUUCUUUCUGAAAAUUUAUCCUGAGCCAUUUUAAUUUUUUUUAUGUUUUUUAUAUAGUAAAGUGCAUAAAAAGUGGAAUAAAUUUUGUUAAGGGUGAAUAGGGGAAACAAAAUCUGAUUGGAGUGUGUAGUUCAUUUCAAUUGGGUGACAUACAUGACAAAAACUCAGUCAAAACCCUGAAGCGGCUAACAAAUUUAAUUUUUCUCUUUCUCAAGUGAAGAAUCGCUUUAUUUGUAAAAAAAGAUCAGACAAGCUUCUGAGGUGUAGCUCGACCUUACAUAAGGUGGGCACUGAGCUGUCAUCAAUGAAAUAUAAAUGGUAAUAAAAAUUAAUUUCCUUAAAUCAAGUACGAUCAAACUACAAUAAAUGCUUAGAAUUUCUCAAACCUGAAUCAGGUAUGCUUAAACCUCAAU